UCUAACUAAUGGAAUUCUCUUUCACUCCUUCGACCAGGAACUGAACAAGAAGCAGACACAUAAAGAUUUGGAGUGUGCCAUGUUACUGAGACACCACGAGUCCACGCAGGAGCAGGAAUUCCGGCACUUGAGCGUGGUUCAGAGAACACGCACUGAUCUGAUUCGCUUACAACACCAGACUGAACUCAGUAAUCAACUGGAUUACAACAAGAGGAGAGAGCAGGAACUUCGCCAGAAACACGUAGCUGAGAUUCGGCAGCAGCCAAAAUGUCUCAAAGUAGGUCCCGGGGAGGGGCUGCAAUCGGAGGGGGAGAGGGUCUCUCUGGAGGAUGUGAGCAGGAACAGGGACCCUGGAGAGAGGGAGAUCGGUUUAGGGGGCUCCCUGGAGGACGUGAGCAGGGUCUGGGACCCCAGGGAGAGGGAGAUUGGUUUAGGGGGCUCCCUGGAGGACGUGAGCAUGGUCUGGGACCCCGGGGAGAGGGAGAUCGGUUUAGGGGGCUCCCUGGAGGACGUGAGUAGGGUCUGGGACCCCGGGGAGAGGGGUAGCGGUGACGGCUCAGCAGGCGAAGUCCCGUACUUUGAGCUGCAGUCCUCCAGGGGCUCUGAUGCUGGCCCAGGUCCCCGUCCCACACCACAGCCCCCAGUGGCCUCUGCCCACUCCUUCCCCGAGUCAUACGAGGACGGUCUCGAACUGCCCGAUGUGGACGACUCUCGACUCCUGGAGGAGGAGGAGGGGGAGGGGCACGGGGUCUCUCCCUCAGCCUCUGGGCUGUCGGCCCCAGCCCUCCCCCAGCUGCUCGCCUCCCCUCACCUCCUGUGCGCCUUGCUGGCCCUGCUGGUAGCUUCCUGUCCCAGCUCACUGCUGCUCUUCUUCCUCCUGGUCAUUCUGCUGACCCUGUCCCAGCGAGGUCCCCAGAGCCGCCUGGGAUCGUUGCUGGUGGCGCUCGAGGUGGUGGUGGUGGGUCUGGCUGCCUCCUACGUGCUGCUGCACCUGGUCUUCGCGGUGUCCACCUCCUUCUUCCUGCUGCUGGUCAGGACGGUCAGCGCUCUGAGUGUCCUGGCGCUGAGCUUCCGCCUCUCGCUCUACUACGUCCCAGUCGCCCUGGGGGCCGCAUAUUUCUUCACAGCCCCCGGCCUCUUCCUGUCCCUGUACCUCCUGAUCGUGCUGGUUCUGCAGCCGGCCAGGCGCUGGGCCUCUGCUGUGCCCAGGAAAGGCCGCCGCUUCUGGGUCAGGCUGCUGCUGCGGCUGCCUAGGCCGGUCUUCCAGGUGGCCCAGCGCUGCGGCCUUGCCAACGAGAGGAGCCUGUUCUCGGUCUUCCCCAAGGCGGGCCGGGGCCUGUCUCGGAGUCGUCUGCCAGUGCUGAUCCGGGGACGCCCUCCCGUCAGGAGGGCCCUGGGCCCGGCCUUGUCCAAAAUGGCCGCCCUCGCCAACCGGCGUGUGUGUGGCCUGCUCUCCGGUCUGACCCUCCGCCUCCCAUCACCGGCCCUCCGCUGCCUGAGGCAGGUCGGUCUGCUCAGACCCAGCAAACCCAGCCGCAUCCCCAUGCUGUUGCCCCGGGAACAGCGCAGAGCCAUGGCCAAGGCCAGGGCCAGGGUCAAGCUCAGGCCUGGGGUCUGCCUCAGGCCGGGCUCCAGGGGACAGACCCGAAACUCUCAGUCUCUCCGACGUUCGGGCAUCUGGAUCCCGUAGGAAAGGAGGAGCAGGGAGAACCUGUCAGCAGCUGAGGGAGAGGGGAGGGAAUGCUGAGUCCCUGGGAGGGAGUAACUGAUACCUGGGGAGGCAAUGACCAGUCCCCUGGGAGGGAGAGGGGAGGGAGUGACCAGUCCCCUGGGAGGAGGGGAUGCAGUGACCAGACCCUGGAAGGGAGUGACCAGUCUCCAGAGGAGGGGGGUGUCACCGGGCCCCGGGGGGGAAGCUGGGAUCCCCGGGAGGGAGAGGUUCCCAGUUUGAAGCUGCUUUCCUCUCAGUUCAGGGUGUACCCCGUUCCCCCGGCCAACACUGAGGAGUGCAAUGGUCAGUCACUGCCUGAGGCCCCCACGUUCAGUGUCUUUGGAGUUAAACCUGGAGGGGGCAGUGCCUGGGUGGGGUGGGGGGAGCAGGGCCGAUGGGUGGGGAGCCAGACUCUGUUUUCUGACCCUUUCUCCUGUUUACAGUUGAGUUCUUUUAUUGUUGUUCCAUCGUUAAAUGAUAAUUUUCUUGCUUUGUUCCCCGUGGAUUCUGUAUUUUUUUUUUGUUUCUGUUGAGAUUUCUGUUUUGGUGAUUUUUUUUUAAAAUAAACGUUCUCUGUUUGUUUAAGCUCCA
Chiloscyllium plagiosum (whitespotted bambooshark) is the source of this 2302-nucleotide messenger RNA. The record is from RefSeq and is a predicted model, not a curated record. Lineage: Eukaryota; Metazoa; Chordata; Chondrichthyes; Orectolobiformes; Hemiscylliidae.